This is a messenger RNA of Colletotrichum lupini, 1212 nucleotides long. RefSeq lists its product as uncharacterized. The transcript is spliced from 4 exons. The coding region runs from base 1 to 1212 and encodes 403 amino acids. The record is from RefSeq and is a predicted model, not a curated record. Gene Ontology annotation, molecular function: FAD binding. NCBI's taxonomy places the organism in Eukaryota, Fungi, Ascomycota, Sordariomycetes, Glomerellales, Glomerellaceae.
AUGGCAAUCCAGGAUACGAACGGCAACUCUGAUAAGCACCGGAAUAAUGGGCCCAAGGUCGCAAUCAUAGGCGCGGGUUUGACUGGCUUGAUCGCCGCCCAAGGACUGGAAAAGAGUGGCUUCAACGUGGUCGUGUUUGAACGUGAUGAAAGCAUAGCAGCUCGGCCGCGCGACUGGUCGAUCCUCAUCGGUUGGGGCAUGAGCACACUCACAGAGCUGUUACCUGAGCAGAUUGUGAAGAACUUCCCUCAAGGUAUUUGCAAUCCGCACCUUGAAUUCAACGAUUGGGACGAGAGCGUCAUCGGGUACAACGGCGCUACCGGCGAGGUCAUGUUCCAAAACUCGACGCCAGGCGCUCGGCGGAUCAGCAGACGACGCCUUCGCAAAGUCCUUGCUGAAGGGCUCGAUGUUCGGUGGGGCAAGUACCUCGAUCAGAUGAUGCCCAGAAGUACCUCGAUGGACCUCGUCUUCCGAGAUGGAGAGAGAUAUGAAGCCGAUUACGUCUUGGGAACAGACGGCGUCUCCUCCAAAGUCCGAGAAUUGCUUAUGGGGGCUGAGAAGGCUAGGCCAGUGCCAUCAGGAUACUCCAUCGCGAACUGUGUCUGCAAGUACGGGGACGCAGAUAAGGUCAACGCCGUGGUGAAGGCACACUCUGUGUGCGCGCUCAUGCUGGGAACGGCAAACCUGGCUGGCUGUGGUGAAGAUCCGAACAAUGUUGCCAGUUGGGAGACCUUCUGGGUCAAAGUAUGGCGCGGUCACUCCGUCAGCCUGAAUGGCCAAGAAGCCAUUGACUAUGCAAAAAAGGAUCUAUCAGGCAUUUGCGAGCCGUUCCGGUCUGCUCUAGAAUGGACGCCGGUAGGAAGCUCCUGCUAUCUUGACGAGAUGAAGUACUGGCUUCCCAGCCCAUGGGAGACACACGAUGGCAGAGUAACCUUGGCAGGAGACGCCGCUCAUCCCAUGUUGCCGUUCCGAGGCCAGGGACUUCAGCACGCGAUCAUUGAUGUUCAGAACUACAUAAAUACACUGUCAAGGUUAAGAGACGUUCGUGAGGUUACCAGUCGCAAAGGCGCCAUGGAAGCGUAUGGUGCAGACGUCGUCGAGCGGGGCUCUGUUGCUGUGGCUCAAGCUUUGAAAGAGGCAGAGAAUUCGCUGAAUCCGGACACCGUAGGGAAUAUGCUCAUGGUUACCCAGGGACACGGGAGAUCUAUUUAA